GAUAUCCAUAUAUUUUGUAACCACGGCUUCAAAGGUGGAAAACGUUUUCUCCUCUCUAUCUCUGCAUUUCUUCAAGAAAGAAAUGGAAGAGGGCUCCAGCUCUCCGGUCUCCCCUGUGGAUAGUCUGGUGACCAGCGAGGAGGAGCUGGACCGACAGCAGAAACGCUUCGCGAGGAAGAGGAGGCACAGCAAAAAGUCCAGUGAGGACAGCAGCGGGAGCAGCCCGGGUCCGGUGAAGAGGGGGAAAAAGCAGAGUCCGAGCAGCACUCAGUCUUACGAGGAGCUGCAGAACCAGCGGGUCCUGGCCAACGUCCGGGAAAGGCAACGGACUCAGUCUCUGAACGAGGCCUUUGCGUCUUUGCGCAAAAUCAUCCCCACGCUGCCCUCGGACAAACUCAGCAAGAUACAGACGCUGAAGCUGGCCUCCAGAUACAUAGACUUUCUCUGUCAGGUGCUGCAAAGCGACGAGAUGGACAGUAAGAUGUCCAGCUGCAGCUACGUAGCGCACGAAAGACUCAGUUACGCGUUCUCCGUGUGGAGGAUGGAGGACUGUUUACUUCUUCAAAGUUUGGACCAGCAGUGGAUUUUUGAAGAACCCAUCGACCUCAGCGGCAUGGUGGAGAUGCAUAAUUGUGACCCCACAACUACAAAAUUCGUGUGGAGUGUGUGUGCGCGUGUAUGUGUGAGUGCAGAUUUAUCCCAGUUCUUCUGACAGUUCGGAGCUGUUUGUGGCACAGAUGAGGACAGAGAGCGCGCAUUUACGGCCUUUUCCUUCAGUAAAGCCCUCCUUCCACAGUUCUUUAGUUUUUCAAAGACUUUAAAACAAAGUAUAAAUAUAUAUGCAUAGAUAUAUAAAUAAAUAAAUAAAUAAAUAAAUACAUGUUGUACUUGUGUAACAAUAUCUGUAAAGGGACCAAUGCAAUUUUAGAGUGAUUCGCUGCAUGGAUUUUUAUUUCUUUAGCAAGUCUCCAUCAGAGCUCCGUCCAGCUGACAUUGUUUGUUUUGCUUAUUUAUUAAACAGGUAUUUUUUUAACUAAAUAUGCUUCUCUUUUUUAUUUUACACGAGCACGAGUUCGUUUCAAAUAAACAAAACGGUAAAGCCAAAUAGCCUACUUAGAUCAAUGCACAAGAAAAUAAGUAUAUAUAUUUAUAUGUGUGUGUGUUGGAAAAAAAAACAUUGGCUAAAAAACAGGCCUUGAAAGCAAACGUCAGUCUUAUUAAGGAGAAAUUCAGAUCUGAAAUAAUCCAUAACAACGAAUGGAGUCACGGAUAAAGACAAAUACUCCACCCGAAUUGUUAAAAAAAGGACCCCAAGUGGGCGACUGGAGGAAUUCCUUUGAAUCUCUCCUACUUACUCUUAAUACAUUCAAACUGUUUACUUUGAGCCCAUUGUUAACGGGUGCUGUUACAGCAAAUUGAAAUCUGACCGUUGAUGCAUUAUUCUGAGUCUACUACCGAAAUUUAAUGUUAAAAAUUUCCCAACAGCAAACCCGUUUAGAAUACAGUAAUCUAUUUAUUUCUUGGAAUAGUUAAAAAUAACCUUCAGUUUCCAGGUCAUGAUUACUCACAUGGUGACAUAUAUACGAUCCAAAGUCGUUUGUUUUGUAUAUGAGCUCAACAUCUUCUUCGGUAGUGGUCUGUCUGAUUUUUUUUAACGGUCCGCAAAUGCGGUCUGAGGGGAAACACCUGCAACCACAGUGGCUUUAUCCUCCUGCUGCUCUUGUGUGGAUGCUGAUGCACUCACCUCACAUUAUCCACCCUUUUAUGACAGAUAAAAACUGAAUGGGAGCCAGCUUGCAGGUUUUGCGAAGCAGCUGUGUUUUUUAGAGACAAUCCCAGAGUGCUGAUUGCUGACUGCUUCAAGUUUGCUAUAACUGGAUUUAUUCAUUGGACAGAAAGUGGUGUGAUUUCAAACUAAUAUUGACCUUAUUGCUUCAGGAGUGACAUAAAUGUGAGUUCACACAUAAUAAGGCGUAUCCUAAGGAAGGUGAAAACAAGGGUCAUGACAACACAUCAUGGCUUAAAAUCCACUUUACUUUGUAAUCAGUGUCUGUUUGAAUAAAGUUUAUUAGAUUUGUGCAAUAUCAGUAAAACAAUUCCUUGAAAUCUUUCACAAUAACUGUGUACAGUCACUUAUGGCAUGGUGGUCUUGAGUGUUGCUGGGCAGCCCUUCCUAACAAGGCUUGCCUAUCCAUAGGGGCCCGUUUGAUACCUGCUCAUUAUCCUGGGCCCUCACAGCUGAGUAGCACAGAAUCACCCGGGGCCUUUGCUCCAGUGGUGCAAGAGAUCCAGAUGUUUCCUGUAAAAUCAGACGGAAAAAGCUACAAAACUUUAAUUUGCAGUAAAAAAGGGAAUAAAGUAAAGGUUUAUAUUCUGAGCUCCUCCAACGGUAUUCUGUGUUCAUCUGGUGUGGUGAAAAAAAAUCCAAAGGUUAAGCUUGUACCACUUUGCAGGCUAACCUCUUUUUUGGUGACUGCAUUUGUUUGUGUGUUGUGCUGGCAGAGUUGAAAGUCAGCUGUGUCCACCACCAACACACAAAUCCUCGGGAUUCCUCCAGCGGAUUUUCUUGCCUUUAACAGUAGAGGAUUGUUUGAUCAAGUACUUGUUAAAGAUUAAAUUAGUUUGUUUUAAGAUUAUUUUACAUUUUCACAAAGUUAUA
Messenger RNA from Menidia menidia (Atlantic silverside), 2659 nucleotides. NCBI's taxonomy places the organism in Eukaryota, Metazoa, Chordata, Actinopteri, Atheriniformes, Atherinopsidae. The record is from the annotation of a GenBank genome assembly.